This is a messenger RNA of Thalassophryne amazonica, 7662 nucleotides long. RefSeq names its product Fras1 related extracellular matrix 1b (gene frem1b). The record is from RefSeq and is a predicted model, not a curated record. Lineage: Eukaryota; Metazoa; Chordata; Actinopteri; Batrachoidiformes; Batrachoididae. The transcript is spliced from 36 exons. Gene Ontology annotation, cellular component: membrane. Gene Ontology annotation, biological process: cell communication. Bases 232 to 6648 code for a protein of 2138 amino acids.
CCCCCUUUAUGGGGUAGGAGAGGUCUUGGCGUGACGGGGAGCCAUUGAAAGGGGGGCGGCGGUAAAGAGUGAGUGUGACAGCAUUCCACUGAGUACAAGCAGAUGGUGCAGGAGACAAAGUGAAGACCUGGAGGUUGAGUCGUCACCAAACCAGAGGAAUCAGUGAUGUGGACAAAGAGACUGACCAUGAGCUGUGGAGAAGACUGAGACCUCUGGAGACUGUGUGGGAUCAUGGCUCACCUCGGGGUGAUUCUGUCACUGUGGGCUUUAUCAGCCAUCUGCACAGGAAGUCUAGUCACUGUAAACUCCGGUGUUGAGGUCACCAGGGGGCGCUCUGUGUUCAUCACAGACAAACAGCUGAGGAUCAGCGUGGACCCGAGCACUGACUGUCGGGUGGAGGCGGUGCUGAAUGAGCCUGUCACACAGAGAGUGGGAAAGUUCACGCCACAGGUGUUUGACUGCAGUUUCCUGGAGAACGAGCUGAAGUAUGUCCACAAUGGAAGUCCUUUAUUAAAAGAGGACUCAGUGAUGCUGAGAGUCUACAGGUUCACGUCCUCGGACACCCUGGUGGAGACGGUGGUCUUGCGGGUUCAGGUGGUCGAGUCCAGAUCCCAAGUGGUGGAGCUCAGCAGCACUCCGCUAGUUGUUCCUGAAUUUUACGGCCUGUCCAACGCCAUCGAUAACUCCGUGCUGAGUAUCCGAACCCGAGCCGAUGCCAUCUGCACAGUCAGACUGAUGACCUCUGACACCAACACUUUGACCCUGGGCCAGCUGGUGAGAGAGGAAGACUCAGCUCCAAAGAAAGGACGACGGACAGCGGCGCUUUGUGCAGGAAACAAACCGUGUCUCCACCACGCCGACCCGGUUAACAUCCUUAAAACUGGCUGUCAGGAUUUUCUUCAGUCGGGCCUGAAGUACCAGCACCUCAGUCCUCCAUCACCAGAUAUUGACUACAUCCCCAUCAGGGUGGAACUGAGGGACCAGGCUACCAGGGCUCUGCUGGAGACGGAGGCGGUUUGGUUGCCAGUUCUCAUUCACGGGGCGAUGCAGAACCAGCCUCCUCAGCCCGCCUUCAUGGCCUCCUUCAUCCUGGAAGUGGACCAGUUCAUACUUACCCCUCUCACCACCGCCACCCUGGAUGCAAAGGACCAUGAAACACCUCAGGAGAAGCUCAUCUUCAAUGUGACCCGCCUGCCUGCUGAAGGCUACAUCACCCACCUGGACGACCACACCAAGCCCACCACCUCCUUCACCUGGCUGGACCUCCACGAGCUGAAGGUGGCCUACCAGCCCCCAAACAGCAGCCAGACGCACCGCAGGAAUUAUGAGGUUGAGUUCCAGGCGAUAGAUAGUUCCUACUUGACCAGUCUGCCCAUCAUAGUCCACAUCUCCAUCCGAGCAGCCAAGACAAACGCCCCGAGAGUCUCCUGGAACAUGGGUCUGGACCUGUUGGAGGGUCAGUCUCGAGCAAUCACCUGGGAGGAGCUGCAGGUUGUGGACAGUGACAACAUUGAUGCUGUGUACCUGGUGGCCGUGGAUGGACCUCUGCAUGGACGCCUCAGUGUCAGAGGGUCGAAGGCCUUCAUGUUUCAUGUGCAGGACCUGAGAAACGGCGCAGUCGUGUAUCAUCACUCUGACAGCGACACCACACGUGAUCACAUCGUCUUCCGGAUCAGUGAUGGGCACCACAGCAUCCGCCACAAGUUCCCCAUCAACAUCCUGCCAAAAGACAACUCGCCGCCGUUCCUCAUCAACAACGUGGCGGUGGAGGUGCAGGAGGGCGGAGCCGUGCAGCUGAAGGACUACAUGCUGCUGGCGUCCGACCUGGACUCCAGUGAUGAUGACAUCCUUUACCAGAUUGUCGCCUCCCCCAGGGCGGGGCAGCUGGUGAAGAAGCACGCCCCCCAGCAGUCAGGAACACCUGUGGACCGUUUCCUGCAGAGAGACCUGGUCCAGGGUCUGAUCUACUACCAGCACGCAGGACAGGAAGAAUUUGAAGACAUCUUUGACAUCACGCUGUCUGACAGCCACCGCCCCCCGAACCUCUCACACACAUAUACUGUGGUGGUCCACGUGUUCCCAGUGGAGGACCAGCUGCCUGUAGAGGUUUCGGGCACCGUUCGUUCGCUAACAGUAAAGGAGAUGGAGGUGGUUUCCAUCACGCGGGCUCACCUCCACUUCACACACCGAGAACAUCCAGAUACUGACCUGACCUACAUCAUCACCCAACCCUGCUUCAGCCCGCUGUAUCCUGGAAUGAUGGACGCAGGACGCGUGUUCUACACGGACGUCACCAGCACCAUGAAGAAAGACACCAUGGUUCCCGUGUUAAAGUCCUUCACACAGCAUUCAGUCAACUACAUGAAAGUCGCCUUCAUGCCUCCGAUGGAGGACAUUGGUCCAGAGCCUCUGUUUGUCCAGUUUGUCUUCUCUGUCAGUGACCAUCGGGGCAGCACCAUCUCUGGCCUCAUCUUCAACAUCACCGUCCUCCCCGUGGACAACCAAACACCAGAGGCCUUCACCAACCUGCUGCGGGUGGAGGAGGGAGGAGGAACCUUCCUGACGGAGGAGUACCUCAUGAUCCGGGACCGGGACAGUCUGGAGGAGGAGCUGAGGGUGGAGCUUCAGAGGGAGGCGGACCACGGCUGGCUGGAGCUGCAGGGCCGGAUGGUGAAACCAGGAGACAGGAUGACCCUGCAGGACCUGAGAGGCCUCCAGCUCAGGUACGUCCACGAUGACUCCGAGUCCACCGACGAUGCCGUCCACCUGAAGGUGACGGAUGGUCUGAAUGCUGUCGAGGUCAUCCUGCCGAUACAGGUGUUGCCCAUGAACGAUGAGCCCCCCCAGCUUGGUCGGGGCUUACGGGGGGAGCUGAGCUGUGAGGAAGGGGGGCGGGCCCAGGUGAGCGUGGACUACCUGUCAGCCACUGACCGGGACAGCGACGACUCCAGACUGACCUACAUGCUGGCUCGCAGUCCGAUACGAGGGGAGCUGCAGAGGUCUGGGCAACAGAUCCACAAGUUCUCCCAGCAGGACCUGACACAGGGACACAUCUUCUAUGUCCAUACAGGAGGCGAGAUCGGACCCGAGCCAGUCUCGGACACCAUCACUCUCAUCGUCUCUGAUGCCGAGGCCGGAGGGACGGACAGCUGUUGUCAUGGAGAUGUCCCGCCCCCACCGGUCCCACUACAUGGCACACUUCCUGUUUAUGACCUCAACAUCACCAUUCUCCCCAUCAACAACAAAGUUCCAACCCUCUUCCUGGGUGAGAUCUUGCUGGUCGUGGAUGAGGGUUCCAGAGCCUGUCUUUGUGGGGGGGUUCUCGGGGCCUCUGACACAGACAGCAGCCCUGAGGAGUUGACCUUUCACCUUCAGACCCCACCUACUCAUGGUUUCCUGGAGAACACGCUGCCGGCACCGGGUUCAGAAAAGAGCAACGCUGAACAGCGAGUUGAAUCCUUUAGUCUCACCCACCUCACCGCCGGCUACAUCAACUAUGUCCAGUCUGAGCACAAAGGGGUGGAGCCCACUGUUGACCAAAUGUUCAUCAGCGUGACUGACGGGCUGCAUAGCUCCGCCCCUGUUCCUUUUUACAUCAUCAUCAGUCCGACCAAUGACGAGACGCCAUCGCUGCUACUCACAAACUUCACCGUGAAGGAAGGCGGGAUCAGGGAGCUGACAUCAUCCAUACUGGACGGUUUGGACCUUGACGCUCCACCAGACAUCCUGACCUUCACGGUGGUGGAGCCGCCACACCACGGCGCCCUGAUAAACGCCGUGUACGGCACAGACGUGAGCCGCUAUCAGGAGAUGGGCGUGGCCUUCCUGCAGAGGAGCCUCCCUGUUGGUUCCUUCACUCUGCAGGAGCUCCGACAAGGUACAAGGAUCGCGUACGUGCAUGAUGACACAGAAACCCUGAAGGAUGUCGUGACACUGCGGCUGACAGAUGGCAUCCACAAUGUGCAGAGGACGGCACAGGUCACCGUGCUGCCCGUCAACGAUGAGACACCGCAGCUGAUCAAGAACGCCGGGCUGGAGCUGGAUUCGGGCGAGCGCAGGGUGAUCUCCAGCGUGGUCCUGGAGGUCCAGGACCAGGACACGCCCCCCACUCACCUCUAUUUCUUUCUGAACACCACGCCACGCUUUGGAAAACUGCAGCUGAAGGCGGCGGCGGGUUGGACUGAGCUGUCAGCCGGUCAGAACUUCACUCAGGACGACGUGGAGAUGAACCGUCUGUGGUACACACACACCACCAGCACCUCUGGGUUCAAAGGUCACGACAGCUUCCGCUUCUUUGUCAGCGACCUGGACAACGAGACGCCUGAGCAGGACUUCAUCCUCUCAGUCCACACUGUGGACAAAGGUGACGUAGUGCUGCAGAGCAAGGCAGUGAGGCUGAUGGAGGGGCAGCGGGUCGUCCUGAACACAGACAUCCUGCUGGCAUCGGACUCAGCGGGACGUCCGGAGGAGCUGCUCUACACCAUGUCGCUCCCGCCCAGAUACGGGCUGGUCCACGCCAUCCACCAACCGGGUCUGCCGCUGCUCAGCUUCAGCCAGCUGGACGUGGCCGCGCACCGCGUGUGUUACACCCACGACAACAGUCACGGCGCCGACGCCGACUCCUUCAGUUUUGUUGUUACAAACGGCGACUCUUCCCAUAACGGCACGCUGCGCUUCAUCAUUGAGCACAGCGACCGCAUCCCUCCAACCCUCAGCCACAACGCCGGCCUCCAACUACAAGACAGCAGCACAAAGAUCAUCUCCAACGAUGAGCUACAGCUAACUGACCCCGACACCGCUGUGGCCGAUCUAAGCUACAGCGUCACGCAGCUGCCACGCCACGGAAAGCUCCUCCUGCACGGAGUCCCGCUCACACUGCCGCCGAGGUUCACCCAGAACCACGUGGACCAACUGAGCCUGGCCUACCAGCACAACCCGGGUAGUCGAGCCCAGAUGGACAUGUUCUACUUUAUGCCAAGUGAUGGAAACAACGUGGGUUACCUGGAGUUUGGUCAGCUGAGGGAGGGGCCUGCCGUGUUUAACAUACAGGUGGAUCACGUGGACAGGACACCACCCAGUCUGACCACCAAGAGGAGUCCUAGUGCCGUGGUCCAGUUGGCCGACGGCAUCGAGCGUUACGGAGUCUUUAUCACCUCCAAACACUUGCAGACCUCUGACCCAGACAGCCCCACACAGGAGGUGGAGUUUUCCAUCAGCAGGCCCCCACACUUUGGUUACCUGGAGAACGUUGUCACAGGUGCUUACAUCAAAGGUCGUUUCACCCAGAAGGACGUGGACCGGCGUGCCGUGACCUUCAUCGUUCCCGCCAACACGGAGGUGACGGCUGACAGCUUCCAGUUCAUGCUGACUGACCCGGCAGGAAACACUGCGCUGCCCGAAACACUGGAGGUGUCCUGGUCCCGGGUCCAGCUCUCAGCAGCCGUCUACAGAACCUGUGAGACAGCGGGGACGCUCCAGAUCCAGAUCCAGCGCAGCGGCACGAGUGUGGACCCGGCUUACACAGCCAUCCAGGUGGACGGAGGAUCGGCCAAACCUGGAACAGAUUUCACCCACAGCACAGCCGGUCUGAUCCAGUUUGAUCCAGGCGUCAAUGUGAAAACCUGGAACAUUUACCUGAUCGACGACGGUCUGGAGGAAAACCACGAGACCUUCACCGUCACCCUGAAGAACCAAAAGAACGCUGUCCUGGGCCAAAGGACAUCUGCCAGGGUGGAGAUCAUCGACCCCAGAGGAGGGAGGUGCCUCCCCGAUGACCUGAGGGUGGAGGAGGCUGAAGGGAGGUCCCCACCUUCUCACCCAGAGGUGGACCACGAGGACCCCGUCACCGACAUCGAGGCCAAGCUUCUCUGGGAGAACAGACCACACCCACCCCGAGGUGACGUCCCACACCGGCGGUCUGACCUGGACUAUGUAGAGGGGGAAGUAGAACCACAGGACCAGGUGGCCCCCAGCUUCAUUCACAUCCAUCCUCAAAACACCAGGGCGGUGCCGUGGUUAGGCCCUGGUGGAGCUGGACAAUCCAGGGUCCAGCUGGCAGGAGACAGAAGAUCUGAGGAGAAGGUCUGGACGUUCCACAGCCUGACUCCUCUCCGGCUGGAGGAAGUCGGUCCGGACAGCUCCGAGUGGAACUGGUCGCCUCACUCACGCAACCUGCAGGAACUCCAGGUCAGCGACACAUCGCAGACAGACAACCCCGGACACAAAGAGCACGUGGAGUUACACCAGCACAAGGCGGGUCGGUCUGUAAGCAGCUCCUGUCCUGAUGGCUGGACUCACCACAGGAGGCGCUGUUACAUCCUCAGCUCCUCUGUGGCGAGCUGGGCGAGCGCCGAGCGGAGCUGCUCACUGCUGUUGAACAGCAGCCUGAGCCGCGCGCGCUCCAGGAAAGACAUCAACUGGAUGUGGAAGUUUGCAGGGAAGAAGUCGUUUUGGAUCGGACCGUCUGCUCGUCCACACAGCCGCUCUGUGUCUCUGUUCAAACUGAAGGGGGCGCCACCGGGUCAGAUCAGCUCUGACGUGGGCUCAGAAUGUGUGCUGGUUGAAAACCCUCGACGGUGGAUUUCUACAAACUGCUCUGCUGAUACACAACACAGGUUCAUCUGCUCAACCUCGACUCUGACUCACUGAGUGCGUUCAAAGGUCUCAACCAAUCAGAACAAGUCGCUGUUCAGCCCCGACACUCUCAGCCAAUCAGAACGAGCCGCUGUUCGGCCCUGAUGCUCGUCUCCACUUUUAUCUAAAACGUCUGUUUGUUCUCUUGAGCUGAUUUCCACUAAACCUGAUUUGUGGCUGAAAGUCAAGAGCGGAAUUUAAAAGGUUAAUUUUGGCAAAGGUCAAGAUCACUGAGGUUGAAGGUCAUGGAAGUAGAUUUUUAGCCUAAUUUGAACCAAUCACAGCACACACACACACGUCGGUGGGUCCCUGAAUCAUUCAGGUGGAGGUCAGUGAUGUGAUCUGCUGGGUGUUUUCGGCCUGCGCUGCACCUGAUGCCUCGACAGAAUUCUUGCAUCGACUUCUUGGACCCGGACAUGAAUGCCAUCAUGUCGGCUGAUUUUGGUAACGCCCCUUUUUUGAAACACAAGAAAGUCACAAAUAUUUUAGUGACAUUUUGACAGAACAAACAGAAGCAUUUUCAUUAACAUUCUAAGACUGUGGGUGGAGUCUCACUGUGGGCGGGGCCCAUUCAGUUCGACCACACACACGUCAGGUAACGUCAAAAUAACUAAUUCAGUAAUCAGCGAUUUCCUCAACAACUCCAAAAUUCCAGACAGAAUAUUUUGGGUAACAACUCCAAAAUGAAAAGACUCAGCUGUGGGUGUCAGGGGUUGAUGUCCAAUGUGUGGCCCGUGGCCCACAUUUGGCCCACACUGUGUUUCUGGCCGGCCACGAUAAUUAAUAAAUUAACUGCAUAUAAAUAAAUUACUGUUAAACAGAUUAAACAGUGGACUUUUCUGAUUAUUUUGAAAUUUAAAAUUACAGUCAGUGUUCAUUUCCUGUACAACAUAUUUAAUUGUAUUUUUUGUGUAUUUACUUCACACAAUAUGAAUUAUGAUUAUUUUUGUCCUCUGAUCUUCCAUCCAGAUCAAUUUAUGGACCAACAAAGGAGGGUUUUGGGUUAAAGGUUUUCUGGUUUAAAGUGAA